GUUGGUCCAGGUCAUCGUCACCAAAGCCCGACCCGUAUUGUAGAUAACCAGUGGCCAGGCACAUCUCCACUCUCUACCAUGCCAAGAUAACUUCAAAAGGUUCAUCUUUUCACUUGAAUGCUCUCCUCUUACUGAAAAAAGCCCUAGAAACCUCGGCGAAUCUGUGACUGAGCUCUCCUCCAUAUAAUCUAUGGCGUCACUUGGCAGUCCCUCGUCCCCUGGCUCGCUCCAGCUGCGGAGCAUCCGUCGUUACCGCGAAAGUUCUUCCUUCUUUCUUCAGAUCCGAUUCCGGUUAUCACAACGCCGGACCGUUCUCUACGCUUAUGGUGGAAGCAGAAAUGACGGAAGGGAAGGACAAUCAUGGAGCAUCAGCAACAGUUUGCGCGACCCAUUUGCCGGAUGGUCUGGUCUGGAGGGCGACGGCGAGGGGGAUUCUCAGGGAAAGGGAGGGCGUGGAGGGUUGCUGGGAGCAGGGCUUGCUGGACUACUACUUUUUGGAGGACUUACAUUUGCAACAUUGUCCCUCCGUAGCAAAAACAGCAGAAAUAUUUCUGGAAUCGAACAACAGAUGAAACCCUUAACAACUGAACAAGAGGUUCUGUUGACUUCCGAUGAUACAAAUGCAGAAAUCAUUCAGGAUGGAAAUGAGACUAAUCCUAAACCCUAUGACACAGUGAACAAGAUAAAUGACGAUAAUCCAGAUUCUGUGACAGGUAUAAACAAGGACCCUUUUCCUCCACUUGAAGUAUUCGAUGUUACUGAGGAUAAGCGUGAUAUUAUUUCGGCUGAAAUCAUUGAUUCGAUUGAUGAUGGAAGCGGGUCUGUGGAUAGCUUUCACCAUGCUUCAACUGAAGAUGACUGCCAAAUUGAAAAUGAUGUUAAUGAAGUUUCUAUUCCUCCAGAUUCUAAUUCCUUCCCCCUCCAAAAUAAUGAGAAAGCUCAAAUUUUUGGUAAUAUUGACACAUUAUCUAUAAACACUUUCACGGUGGAUUAUGAAGAAAAUGUCGUGUCCAAUGACCAGACAAAUAUUUUGAAUGAAUACGAAGAAUCCUCGAGUGAACCAUUGAGUUUAAGUAAAGGUGUUGGAACCGAGCGAGUUGAAUAUUCUUCAAUUAAUACUAUUUCAUCUGGCAUUAGUUCCGGUUCAGAUUUUGAUCAAAAUGAAGCCUUAACUUUGCCUGCCGAAUCACUCAAUAUUGAAGAAGCGUUUAAAUUAGAGGAAACUAGUUCAGUAGCAUUUUCUGUUCCAGUAUAUGCUAAUGACACUGGAAAUGAACCUAAUAGUAGCAUCUAUUAUCAAAGUAACAGAGACUCUACAUUUGAGUCACUAUUUGCUCAGAAAGCAUUCCCUUUUACUGGCGUGCCUGCUCCAUCCCUCGUCUCUUCAGUAUUGCAGGUGCCUCUAGGAAAGGUUCUUGUUCCUGCAAUAGUUGAUCAGGUUCAGAGUCAGGCUUUCCAAGCUUUGCAAGUUCUGAAGGUGAUUGAGGCUAAUGCCCAGCCUGGAGAUAUAUGUACCCGUCGGGAAUAUGCUCGUUGGUUGGUUUCUGCUAGCAGUGUCCUCACCAGGAAUACAACUUCAAAAUUGUAUCCAGCAAUGUAUAUCGAGAAUGCUUCUGAGCUUGCCUUUGAUGAUAUCACUCAUGAAGACCCAGAUUUCUCAAGCAUUCAAGGCUUAGCGGAGGCUGGAAUAAUAUUUAGCAAGCUUUCGCUGUCUGAUACGAGCAGCUCUUCGAUCCAGAACCAAAAUCAGCUUCUCUUUUACCCUGAAAGCCCUCUUUCGCGUCAAGAUCUUGUAAGCUGGAAGAUGGCUUUAGAGAAAAAACAACUUCCGGAAGUCGACAAAAAUCUUUUGUACCAGGCAUCCAGUUUCAUAGAUAUUGAGAAAAUAGACUCUGGCGCAUGGCCUGCUUUGCUAGCAGACUUGUCUUCAGGGGAACAGGGCAUUAUAUCCCUUGCCUUCGGUUAUACCAGAUUAUUUCAGCCCAAUAAACCUGUUACCAAGGCCCAAGCGGCCAUUGCCCUUGCUACUGGUGAAGCUUCUGAGAUUGUUGGCGAGGAACUCGCACGCAUCGAAGCAGAAUCAUUGGCGGAAAGUGCUGUGAAUGCACAUAGUGCUCUUGUUGCACAAGUUGAGAAAGAUCUCAAUGCAAGUUUUGAACAAGAGCUUGCAAACGAAAGGGAGAAGAUAAAUGCCUUGGAGAGACUGGCUGAGGAAGCAAGACUGAAACUGGAAAAAAUGAGAACUGAAAGAGAGGAAGAGAAUGAAGCUAUUCUUCGGGGUCAAGCAGCUGUGAGAUCUGAAAUGGAAGUCCUCUCUAGACUGAGGUGUGAAGUAGAAGAGCAGCUGCAACAGCUUAUGACUAACAAGGUGGAGAUAUCUUUUGAGCGUGAAAGGAUUAACAAACUUCGAAAAGAAACAGAAAGUGAGAAUCAAUUAAUCGUUCAGUUGCAGCAUGACCUUGAAGUUGAGCGGAAGGCUUUGUCCAUGGCCAGGACAUGGGCUGAAGAGGAGGCAAAAAGAGCUAGAGAGCUAGCCAGAGCUCUAGAGGAGGCUAGGAAAAAACAUGGAAUCAAAGUCGUCGUUGAUGAAGACCUGCAAGCAGAUGCCACAACUGGAAUUACAUGGGUUACUGCUGGGAAACAAACUCCAGCUGAUGAAACAAUUAGCAGAGCAGAACUUUUGGUGGAUAAACUGAAGGCAAUGGCUGCUGAAAUGAAACUCAAAUCAUCCAUUGUUAUCAAAAACAUAAUUCAAACAAUAGCUGCUUUAAUUUCAGCGCUCAAGCUGCAGGCUACCGAGGGUUGCAAACAGGUUGUUCUGAAGGCUGGGAGAUCAAUAGAAAGCUUGAAGGAGAGUGCUUCUGCAGCAAGCUCAAACAUUGGUGAAAUAGGGAGAAGAAUCAUUGACGAGUGCAAAGAAGGCGCUGAGAGAAUCUCACAGAAGUUUAAAGCUUAGUAAUGUUUGCCAAAUUUUAUUGAAUUUUUAGUAUUGCUGCAUUUUAUAAUACCUCUGAAUAUCGUAAUGUAAUGUUUGCUGACUUGAUUUUUAUGGGAAAAAGGUUCAAUAGUUGGAAGGUGAGAGUGAUCGGAACUCCCAAUUUCAUUAGCUUAUCCUUGAGUUGUAUUCUGCGUGCAAAGCAAAGCUGAAAAGCUGGUACUCCAUUUGAAAUAAAUGAUUGUAAGAAAUAUAGUUGUAUUC
This is a messenger RNA of Phalaenopsis equestris, 3199 nucleotides long. RefSeq lists its product as uncharacterized. The record is from RefSeq and is a predicted model, not a curated record. NCBI's taxonomy places the organism in Eukaryota, Viridiplantae, Streptophyta, Magnoliopsida, Asparagales, Orchidaceae.